Messenger RNA from Columba livia (rock pigeon), 2720 nucleotides. RefSeq names its product SRP receptor subunit alpha (gene SRPRA). The record is from RefSeq and is a predicted model, not a curated record. Gene Ontology annotation, molecular function: ATP hydrolysis activity; GTP binding; GTPase activity. The transcript is spliced from 14 exons. Gene Ontology annotation, cellular component: endoplasmic reticulum membrane; signal recognition particle receptor complex. Gene Ontology annotation, biological process: intracellular protein transport; SRP-dependent cotranslational protein targeting to membrane. NCBI's taxonomy places the organism in Eukaryota, Metazoa, Chordata, Aves, Columbiformes, Columbidae. Bases 101 to 2029 code for a protein of 642 amino acids.
CUCCCUUUCCCGUCCUCCCGUCCAAUGGGAAGCGGCGGAAGCGGAAGCGCGGCGGGCAGUGCGACGUGUGCGGGGAGCCGGGCCCGGCACCGCCGCCGCCAUGCUCGACUUUUUCACCAUCUUCAGCAAAGGCGGGCUCGUCCUCUGGUGCUUCCAGGGAGUGCGGGGCCCCGCCGCGGCCGCCACCGCCCCCGUUAAUGCGCUCAUCCGCUCCGUGCUGCUGCAGGAGCGCGGCGGCAGCAACUCCUUCACCCAUGAAGCCCUCAUGCUCAAGUAUAAACUGGACAACCAGUUCGAACUGGUGUUUGUGGUGGGCUUUCAGAAGAUCCUGACGCUCACCUACGUCGACAAGUUGAUAGACGACGUCCACAAGGAAUUCCGAGACAAAUAUCGCAAUGAAUUCCAGCAAAAAGGCACCUUGGCCCUCUUAAAUGGCACUUUUGAUUUUAAAGACGACUUCACGCGCCUCCUCCGGGAGGCCGAGGAGAGCAGCAAAACCCGCGCUCCCGUGGCCAUGAAGACGUUCGAACAGUCGCUCAAAUCGCAGAAGACCAUCAAGUGUAUGAUUGAAACACGAGGGGAGAAGCCAAAGGAAAAAGUCAAACCUAAAAAGAACAAAGGUUCUAAAAAAGAAGCAACAGAAGUUGCGGUGCCGGGGAAAGCGCCGGCGGGUGAGAAGCAGCUCCCGGGUUCUGGGGACAGGGAGGAGCUGAGCAAGGAUGAAAUCCUGCAGAAAAACCGCGAGGAGUUCUUCAAGAGACACAUGAAAGCCGGAGAGAGAGCCAGCAAAUCUCCAAAGCCGGAGGCGCAGAAGGAGAAGGGGAAGAAGCCCCGGGUGUGGGACCUGGGGAACUCCAAUGCCAAAGUCCUCGAUUACAGCAACUCCGCGACCAACGGCAGCGCUGAGCCUGGUCCCGUGGAGGAAUUUGACCCCGAUACAGCCCUGGGGGACCGAAACCGGGAGCCCGGCCGCCUGUACGACCUGGAGUAUGAGAGCGAUGAUGAAACCGAAGAGAAAAUUGUUCCAAACCCUUCGAAAACCAGCGCGAAGAAAGGCGGCUUGGGGGGAAUGUUUGGGAUGCUGAAAGGGCUGGUGGGUUCCAAGAGCUUGACUAGGGAGGACAUGGACCCCGUGCUGGAGAAGAUGAAGGAUCAUUUGAUCGCGAAAAACGUGGCGGCCGAGAUCGCGGUGCAGCUCUGCGAGUCGGUGGCGAAGAAACUGGAAGGGAAAGUGAUGGGAACGUUCACCACGGUGACGUCGACGGUGAAGCAGGCGCUGCAGGAGGCCCUGGUGCAGAUCCUGCAGCCCCAGCGCCGCGUGGAUGUCCUGCGUGACGUCCUGGACGCCCAGCGGCAGCACCGGCCGUACGUGGUGACGUUCUGUGGCGUCAACGGUGUUGGCAAGUCCACCAACCUGGCCAAGAUCUCGUUCUGGCUGAUCGAGAACGGUUUCAGCGUCCUGAUCGCCGCCUGCGACACGUUCCGGGCGGGCGCGGUGGAGCAGCUGCGCACCCACACGCGCCGCCUCAACGCGCUGCACCCCCCGGAGAGCCACGGCGGGAGGACCAUGGUGCAGCUCUACGAGAAAGGCUACGGCAAAGACGCCGCCGGCAUCGCCAUGGAGGCCAUUUCCUAUGCGCGGAAUCAGGGUUUCGACGUGGUGCUGGUGGACACGGCGGGCCGCAUGCAGGACAACGCACCCUUGAUGACGGCGUUGGCCAAACUCAUCGCCGUCAAUGCGCCCGACUUGGUGCUGUUUGUCGGGGAAGCGCUGGUGGGCAACGAGGCCGUGGAUCAGCUGGUCAAGUUCAACAAAGCCUUGGCUGAUCACUCCAUGGCUCAGACACCGCGGCUCAUUGACGGGAUUGUCCUCACCAAGUUCGACACCAUCGACGACAAGGUGGGCGCGGCCAUCUCCAUGACCUACAUCACGAGCAAACCCAUCGUUUUCGUCGGCACCGGGCAGACGUACUGCGACCUGCGCAGCCUUAACGCCAAGGCCGUGGUCGCCGCGCUCAUGAAGGCCUAAACCACCAAAUUUCUCUUCGCAGAUGUCCGAGAAGAAAAUGCUUUAGUCUUUCCCCUGUAGUGCUGAACAAAUGAAGGGAUAUGGGCGCAAGGGGUGGGGUUUUUUUUUGGAUAAAAACCCCUUUUAUCCAGCAAAAAAACCCUUUCCCCGCGUUCCUUUGUUGUGUUUUAAGUGACACAGGCUCCCUCGCGGGGAAGCUGAGGCCGGAGCUUUGUAUUGUUCGUGCUUUUUGGGGAGUUUAAAGGCUUUUUUUUUUGACCUGCUUUGGGUUUUUAGACCAAUUUAGGGAGGAGAUGAGCGACUUUUUGCUGUUACUGUGGCAGCUCCACCGAAGCUGAUAAACCAAAAAGAACAACAGGGCUGGGCUGGAGAUGGGAAAACGCUCAAGUUGCCUUAAACAUCCCUGGUUUGUCGUCACCGGGACGCUGGAGUGCGGUACCUGGACACCGGGAGCGGGAGAUCUUGAUCCGAUAGUGCUAAUUGUGUCUCCUCGGUGGUGUUUGCUAGGGAAAAAAGGCAAAAAAUGCAUUAAUUUUGGAAGAUAGCGGUGGCUGCUUGCUGCUUCCCCACCCCCUCGAGUGCCUCUUGCUCCCGGUCUACGCGGAAUAAUACAAACCUCUUCCGACGAUGUCUUGUAGCUCUUGUAUCGCAGGUGUGCUCUAGUGCAAUAAAUCGAAUGCUGUCUGCUAAA